Molecule: messenger RNA, 864 nt
Organism: Hepatospora eriocheir
Lineage: Eukaryota; Fungi; Microsporidia; Hepatosporidae
Source: the annotation of a GenBank genome assembly
AUGCUUGAAAAUAAUUUAGAUCCAAGAGAUUUCGAAACUGCUGAAUAUGAUUAUAUCUGUGCUAAAGAUAGAUUUAAUAACAUAAAGUUUAUUUAUAAGGAGAAACUUGGUAAAAGUAUAUUCCUUUCUAAGCUUAAAUCAAUCAGUGAUUGUACUUUUGAUAAAGAUACAAUUAAUCGUAAAGAUAAUCUUGUAAGUGUUAAAGAUGGUAACAACAGUAAGGAUAGUGAGAUUUAUGAGUUGUCUAAAUUGUGUUAUGAUUUGGAUAAACAAUUAUGUGAGUAUGAUGGUAGACUUAAUCUGCUUAAAAAUGUUCAUAACAAAUUAAAAAAUGAAGAUGAAAAAUUGAGAGUUUAUUGUAACAGUUCUGAAAAUAAAGCCAUAUUGAAUGCUGAAUUUGACUUUACAGAUAAUGAAAUGAAGAAUGUUCUUAUUGAAAUAGAUAAACUUAAACAAUCACUUAAUAAAGAAUCAUUACAGAAAAUGUUAAAUGAAAAGAUCAAAUUAGAACAAGAGUUAGUGAAUUUAAAGUUAAAUGUUAAAAGAAUGACUCUCAUGCCUUCAGAAAAUAAGUUAGAGGAAAUUCAUAAUUGGUAUUUGUCUUUGUUGGGUGUUUAUAGGAAGUUAUUUGGUGAAUUUGAAGUGUCUUUUAGUUCUAAUAAGUGUGAAAUGACUAUUUUUAACAAAGUUUAUGAAUAUUCAGUUAAAUUGAUUAUUGAAAAUAACAAAUUACAACAAAUUGUUUUUAUUAACAUUCCUGAAAGUAUGUUACAAGUUUAUAAUGAAGUUAGAGAGUGGUGUAUUAGAUUAAACGACCCUAGAUUGAUUAUGCAUUUUUUAACAAAUUUAGAGGGUUUGAUUUAA